AAUGUCACGAGAGAAAGCAUUGUUUCUUACAGUAGACGCACAUACAACCUAGUUAAGAGAAUAAGUUUGGUGUCUUCGGAUUGUAGCCAGGGGCCCACUAACGCGAUUACUGGGCUUCUUUCUCACACGACUCCCCCUGUAGCCUGGCAUGGGGAAUGAUUUAGAGUGGUUUCCAUGACAACAAAGUAACAAUAGAAUCAGAAUCAGCUUUUCAGCGUGUAGCUGAGUCAAGUAGCUGUUUUAGGUCACUUCACCUUGUUGUACACCAGUGAUUGAUUUUUAUUUGUACUUUAACACAAUUUACGUGUAAAACAACGUAAAACGUCGGUUAGCAAUGAGCAAGAAAACCGGAGAAAAGAAAACUACACAUUCUUUCAUCCAAUUCCAAAUUGAAGUUAAAAGAAAAGAGAUUGAAGAAUUUAAGGAAGAAGUAAGGGAACUGGAAGCCAAGAACCAACAACUUGUUGAACUGCGAGAUCAGCUGCGAGAGGAGCAUCAGGGUCACCUCAGUGUGCUGCGCAAGCAAGCCAAGGAGCAGGAGAAGAAGCUUGAGGAGAAAGAAGUGGCCAGUAAAGAACAAGUACAACAGGCAGUCCAGCACAAUCUAGAGCUCACACAUAUCCAGGAGGAAGAGCUGGCAGACUUGCACAGGCAGCUGACGAGUGUACAGGCCCAGGUUGUGGAGCUGCAGGUUCACCGUCAAGCUUGGCAGCUAUAUAAGAAUGUGGGGAGUGUUGAGCAUCAACAGCAGAUCCAAAAACUACAGUCAAAUCUCGACUCUAUGCAGAAGAACUUUCAGGAAAAGUCAGAAUACAUUGAGUGCUCUCUGAAAGUAGCCAUUAGUGAGAUUGACAAGAAUACUUCACUGCUGAUUGAACGAGAGAAGCACCUUGCUAGAGAGAGGGCACUGAAACAGGCUGACAAACACAGUUUUCAGAAGAUCAAAAAGAACGACUGGCUUAAGAAAGAGCUUGCUGUCUAUCAUGAGGAAGUCUCUAUACUGGAUGCAGCCGUGAGGAAGUUAGAGGAGGAGAACUUGGAGCACAUGAAGGAACUGCAUCGCCUCAAUGAUGCACAAAUCUCUAGCAACGUGCUCCUGGUGCAGGCUGAAGACUUGGAGCAGAAACUCAGCCUUCCUGAAAGAACAGCGGAAGUUGGGAGGGAACAGCACCAGCAGUCUGGGGAGUUGGAGGAAGAUGAAAUAGUUCACAGCUGCAAACCCUCCUCCCCUACUCACCAUCUCAGUGCACUGCUAUCUGGCAGCCAGAGCGACCUCAGGGAAACGCUGCACCUGGGCCCUUUGGAGCAGAAGCUGUUGAUUGUUGUUGGCCAGGCCAUGCCCCUUUCUCCUUUGCUAUCUGACCCUGAAGAUCUGGACAAGUUAAUACAGCUAGGCCAGAUCCAGGCACAAGAUGGGACUCUCACAACAAAUAUCAUUCGCAACAAGUUCCAGUAAACAUACAGUUAUACUCUAAA
This is a messenger RNA of Ictalurus furcatus (blue catfish), 1476 nucleotides long. It is a transcript of the gene ccdc83, whose product is annotated as coiled-coil domain containing 83. The transcript has 10 exons. Bases 335 to 1456 code for a protein of 373 amino acids. NCBI's taxonomy places the organism in Eukaryota, Metazoa, Chordata, Actinopteri, Siluriformes, Ictaluridae. The record is from RefSeq and is a predicted model, not a curated record.